CGGUGGACAAGCCACAGCUCUGGUAUUUCCAACAUCUCCUGAACCUAUCUCUCACUGAGUGCUUUGCCGCGAUGGAAAGAAAAGUACUCGCUUUGCAGGCGAGGAAGAAGAGGACAAAGCCGCGGAAACAUGGCAAAAAUGAGUGAGAAGAUUUUUGAACACCUGCCUUAUUACCGUCCUCCUCCACUGUCCGGUCCUCUUUCCUGCAUCACGUCCCAUGGGCAUCCGUGCAUCCUGUAGACCAGAGCCACAGGGUUGUGCUGUUGGUUCCAAGCCAAGUCAGGCAGACUCACCGGGCCCGGAUCAAGAUGAGGAGAUUCUUGGCUCUGACGAUGACGAGCAGGAGGACCCCGGUGACUACUGCAAGGGCGGCUAUCACCAUGUGAAGAUCGGAGAUCUUUUCAACAAACGGUACCAUGUGAUCCGUAAGCUGGGCUGGGGACACUUCUCCACCGUGUGGCUGGCCUGGGACAUUCAGGAGAAGCGCUUUGUGGCCAUGAAGGUUGUAAAAAGUGCUGAACAUUAUACAGAGACUGCUUUGGAUGAGAUCAAGCUGCUCAAAUCUGUGCGAAACACAGAUACCAGUGAUCCCAGCAGGGAGCGAGUCGUCCAGCUUCUAGAUGACUUCAAAAUCUCUGGCAUGAAUGGCACUCAUGUAUGCAUGGUGUUUGAGGUGCUGGGGUACCACCUACUGAAAUGGAUCAUCAAGUCAAAUUAUCAAGGGCUGCCGCUGCCGUGUGUUAAGAGUAUCAUUAGACAGGUCCUGCAGGGUUUAGACUACCUCCACACCAAAUGUAAAAUCAUCCACACAGACAUCAAACCGGAGAACAUCCUUCUGACUGUCAAUGAGCCCUACAUUAAGAAAAUUGCAGUGGAAGCGACGCAGUGGCAGAAGACCGGUGCUGCACCACCGUCUGGUUCUGCAGUCAGUACAGCUCCAGCACCCAAGACGAUGGCCAAAAUGUCCAAGAACAAAAAGAAGAAAAUGAAGAAGAAGCAGAAGAAGCUGGCAGAGCAGCUCGAGUUGGGAGGUGUAAUGGCACCGGAAGUCGAAGAGAAGGAUGAGGAAACGACGGAAAGGACUGACAGCACCUCCUCUGCCAACAUCCCGACGUCUGCCGCUCUGCCAAACGACACAAAUCAUCCUGUCACCGAAUCGCCAACCAACAAGCUACCCCAAAGUGCGAAAGAGGCCGGUGUACACACAGAGGCCGCCAUUGAGGAGAGCAACAUGGAGGUCAACGGUCACACCUCCACACUGCUGAGCAAGGACGUCCCAGAAAAAGAGGACCAUGCGACCCAGGAUGUCUGUAACCAAGAGGACCCUCAGACCUGUACCAGUUCCUCUGGCGACCCCGAGCAUCAGGCGCAGGAGCAGCAGCAGCCUGCUUCCCUCGGCUCAGACGGUGUGACCUCUGAACUCAAUGAUGAAGUCAAAACUGAGAGGAAGGAGGAAGAGAUGGACACUCAAGGGAAGAACGAAAAAGCUGGUGAAGAUGAAGGAAACAGCCAAAAUGAAUCAUCCAGUAGCUUGUUAGUGGACCCCCUGGACCCCCUGAAUGCUGACAAGUUGCAGGUUAAGAUCGCCGACCUUGGAAAUGCUUGCUGGGUGCACAAGCAUUUCACAGACGACAUCCAGACCCGUCAGUAUCGAUCACUGGAGGUGCUGAUAGGAUUCGGCUACAGCACGCCAGCAGACAUUUGGAGCACAGCCUGUAUGGCCUUUGAACUGGCCACUGGAGACUAUCUGUUUGAACCUCAUUCAGGAGAAGAUUAUUCCAGAGAUGAAGAUCACAUAGCUCUAAUCAUCGAGCUGCUUGGUAAAGUUCCGCGCAAGUUGAUAGCGGCAGGCAAAUACUCCAAGGAGUUCUUCACCAAGAAAGGCGACCUGCGACACAUCAACAAGCUGAAGCCAUGGGGCUUGUUUGACGUGUUGGUGGAAAAGUACGAGUGGCCCAAAGAGGAAGCCCACACCUUCAGCAGCUUCCUGCAGCCCAUGCUGGACCUGGUACCCGAAAGGAGGUCCACGGCGGCCCAGUGUCUCGCUCAUCCAUGGCUCUCAUCCUAAAAGCGCCACAUUGCGUGCGCACACGUCUACACUUGAUUGCCAAAGGAUUAGGUGUGAAGAUUCUGGGCUUUAGAACAGAAAUAUUCGGACUCUCAGGCCUUUUGACUGUGUCUGCAUUCCUUCACGGCCUUCAAAUGCAACCCACAAAAACUUUAAACAUCAGUGAAGCCUGCAGUUUAGUCUCCAUCCUUAUUUAGAGACUACUGACGGAACAGAACCCCCGAAUCAUCUUCAUUGCAAACUGCAGCUUUUGUAUUUCUGUCUUCAUCUUUUUUUCCCUCUUCAGCACAUCACUCUCUUUCAGGUCUUUUAGGUACUCUUAGAAUUGAAAAUAAAACUUUGCUGGAUUUCAAAAGAAGUUGCACUUGAUUGUAACGGCAGGAGCAAGGAGGUUUCCAUCAAAUUGUUAAAUGACUUUUACAUCACAAUAAGAUCCAAAUCUGUAUGUUUACCAUUGAAUUAGCAGUGCCAGCUACCAUGCCUUGUGGCUAUCAAAAUCAAUUUUUCAAUUACAAAAUGUUUCUCUGUCCUGCAAAGUAUACUUAAACAUUUCUACAUUUACUAUAUACGGUAAGAAGAGAUCAAAGAGCUAGCUUUUAUACAUUUUGUUAUGGAUAGUGUUGUUGCUUUCAGUACUUGGCACAAAACAAUGUUGAUAACAUGCACAAAGUUUUGUCUAAUAAAAGACUGGAUUGAAAAACAAUAUCAGUGGAUCAAAAUGUCAGGC
Doryrhamphus excisus (bluestripe pipefish) is the source of this 2795-nucleotide messenger RNA. The record is from RefSeq and is a predicted model, not a curated record. Lineage: Eukaryota; Metazoa; Chordata; Actinopteri; Syngnathiformes; Syngnathidae.